UUUAGGUAGGUAGAUCGCGCUGGAUCGGUGGGAAUUCGCCAACGACUGCUUCCAACGAGGCGAGCGGCGCCUCCUUUGCGACAUCCACCGCUGAAAGAUCGCCCCUCCGCGCAUCAUCCUUCCCUUCGAGCUCGGCGCCCCGUCCUCCUGCCCCCGACCUCGGGGCUUUCGUGAGGGAUGGGAGGUGAUCUCUAUGCAUUGGACUUCGACGGCAUCCUCUGCGACAGCUGCGGCGAGAGCUCCCUCUCCGCUCUCAAGGCUGCUAAGAUUCGGUGGUCUUCUCUGUUCGAUCAAGUGAAUUUGUCCACGGAAGAGUGGAUUAUUGACCAAAUGCACAUUCUUCGUCCUGUGGUCGAAACUGGAUAUGAAAAUCUGUUGCUUGUUAGGUUGCUAUUGGAAAUUCAGAUACCAUCAAUUCGAAAAUCAUCGGUUGCAGAUGGGCUGAGUAUCCAGGCCAUAUUGGAGAACUGGUUGCAACUGAAGCCCGUCAUUAUGAAAGAGUGGAAUGAAGAGAGAGAUGCUUUGAUUGAUCUGUUUGGUAAAGUGAGGGAUGAAUGGAUAAGGAAUGACUUUUCAGGGUGGAUAGGCGCUAACAGAUUUUAUCCAGGUGUAGCCGAUGCCUUAAGAUUUUCAAGCUCUGAAGUGUAUAUUGUCACUACAAAGCAGAGCAGAUUUGCCGAAGCAUUGUUGCGAGAACUCGCUGGAGUUAAUAUCCCUUCUGAAAGAAUAUAUGGCUUAGGGACUGGGCCAAAAGUAGAAGUGCUAAAACAGCUGCAGUCAAUGUCACAGCAUGACGGUCUGAAACUUCAUUUUGUGGAGGAUCGGCUUGCAACCUUGAAGAACGUCAUCAAAGAUCCCGCACUUGAUCAAUGGAAUUUGUAUCUUGGGAGGUGGGGAUACAACACAGAGAAAGAGAGGGAGGAAGCAGGAAGUAUCCCAAGGAUUCGCCUGUUGGACCUCACUGACUUCAGCGAAAAGCUAAAAUAACUGAAUUUUAGGCUUUGUUAAUGCUUGCGAAUCCAAUUCAUUCAACUAGAUUUGGGCAAUUGCAAGCACAUAAAUUUAUACCUGAUGAUUUUUAUUUUUUUUUUUCAAGAAACCACAUUUCAAAUUCUAGAAUUUUCUGUUAUUCCCUUUUUUGUGUUGGUGAUUGAGUUUUCUGUGUAGAUUUUUGCUAGCAUGGAAUGCAUCACGGAGCUCUAUGGGCAUCAACUCAGCUAACCAGUUUGGCCCUAAUUGGAGCUUUUUCCAA
Molecule: messenger RNA, 1252 nt
Organism: Ananas comosus (pineapple)
Lineage: Eukaryota; Viridiplantae; Streptophyta; Magnoliopsida; Poales; Bromeliaceae
Exons: 10
Coding region: 178-987 (269 amino acids)
Biological process (GO): SNARE complex assembly
Cellular component (GO): lytic vacuole; endosome
Molecular function (GO): SNARE binding
Source: RefSeq, a predicted model, not a curated record